AUGCUCAGACUCAUCCAUCCAUGAGCGAGCAAAGCAUGGAAGAAUCCUUUUUUGUAAAAGAGCCAAAUUUUUUUAUUGAGAUAAAAGUGAUAAUUAUUGUAAUGAAAUCUCUAUCUAAUUAUAUUAAAUUAAAAACAGUUUGCGCGUUAUAACAUAAAUUUUAUAAAUUAAAUUAAUUUUUUGGUUUUCGAAAAAAGGUAUUAAUAUCAAUUUAAAAAUAAUGAAAAUAAAAAAUUACUUUGUUCUCUCUCACAAAGGAGGGAAGCUAGAGGUAGAAGUGGGGAAAAAUCAGACUCAAAAAAUAGGCUGGGUAAUGCAGCUCAGCAGAUUCUUACUAACAGCACAAAUUUAAGAGAAAACUCUUCUUCAGAGGGAUAUAGAAGGCAGCCAGAUCUACAGUUGAGAAUUGAAGAGCUUAUUUAUGAUAAUCAGCAAAAAGAUAUUACCAUAGCAGCUCUGCAAAGGAAUUAUGAAGGAAUUAGCAGAGUUUUUAAAGAAGAAAAAGGAAAGGCAGGAGAAUGGUCUGAAAAAAUCGGAAACUUAGAAAAAGAAAACACUGCAUUGAAAGCCAGGAUCCAAACUUUUGAAAGCCAAAAGCAAAAAAUCGCACAGGAACUCGAAAAAACUCAAGAAGAGCUGGCGAAAGUUUUGAAAUUUUAUGAAGAAUCGAAAGGGUUUAAAGCAGAAAAUUUAGGACUUAAACAGCUGUUAGAAAAAAGGGUAAAAUUUAUUUAGAAAAAGGAAGUUGACGAAAGCAAUUAUAAGCUUGAAAUAUUAAAAAACGAAAAUGAAGUCUUAAGGAAAACUAAAGCAGAAAUUGAAGCAAAUUUUAAAAAAGUUAAAGCAGAUUUUGAUACAGUAAAUAGAGAUAAAGAAAUUUUAGCUGAUGACUCUAGAGUUCUUAAAGAACAAGUAGAAAGAUUAAGCUCUGAAACUUUUGAGAAAGAAAAUCUACUGCAAAAGUUUAGAUUUGAAAUUACAAAUUUUAACGAAAAAGAGAUUACGAACAGCCAAAUUAUUGCAAAUCUAAGAAAAGAGCUGAGUGAUGAAAAGUCUGAGCUUUUAUCUACAAGAAACAAAAUGAGAGAGUUAUAUCAGCAUUUUCAAGAGCUUAAAAAGCAGCAUGAUUCUAAAGAAACUUUGCUAAAAGCUACAUUUAAUUCGGAAAUAGAUUUAAAUGUAAAGCUGACUUCUCUGCAAGAAACGUUAACUGAAAAAGAGAUAGAAAUAGAAAAAUUGAAAAAUGACAGAGAAAAUCUUACCCAAAGCUUAGCUGAGAACAAUAUCAAAAUAAAUAAUACAGAAAGAGACUUAGAAAUUACAAAAAAUUUAUUAAAUGCCGCAAUUAGUACCUCUGAGCAAAAAGAAAAAGAUCUAAAAAAUGAAAUCAAAAAAUUAGCUGAGGGAAUAGAAGAAUUCAAAAAUAAAAGUUAUGCUUUAGAAAAAGAACUCAAUUUAACAAGAAAUGAUAAAGAAAUAAGAGAAAGAAGCCUAACUAGCGAUGCUAAAAAGGCAGAGCAGCUUUUAAAGGAUGAGCUAAUCGCGAAAUCUAUAGAAAUCAGCAAACUUACUAAAGAAUCAACAAACUUUAAGCAAAUUAUUGAAGGAUUGUCUAAAGAAAACAGUCUUUUAUCCUCCUCGAAAAAAGCUUUGGAAGCUUCAAUAUUAAAGUUGCAAGAAGAUUUAAAUUUAAUUGAUACCCAAAGGUCACAGUAUCAAAAUUUAUUAUCAAAUCAAUCCCAAUACACCAAAGAUAUUGAAUCCCAGCUCAUAGAAAAAUCAAAGCAAGCUGUAGAAUUAGAUGAAAAACGCAAAUUGGCAAUUUCUUUGCAAGAAGAGCUAGAUACCAUCAUGGAUCUCAAUAGAAAAUUAAACACAGAAAACAACCAAUUUAAACUUGAAAUAGACCUCACUCAAAAAGAAAUGCAAAAGCAAAACUCGAGGGUAGAAAACCUCUGCAGUGAGGUUGAAACUCUUCAGCAAGAAAUAAAAAACUAUAAAAAGCAGGUUUCUGGGCUAGAAGUCUCAAAUUUUAAUCUUCAAGAACUUGUUUCCAAAGCUGAGAAAAGCUUACUCUUCCACCAUUUAUAUUUUUUUAAAUUCUGGCGCACUUUUUAAAUUAAUUUAAAAAAUAAUUAUUCUAAUAAAAGAUAAACCUUAUUCAAUAGGGUGAAUUUAGCAAUUAACGACAAGUCAAUGUCACAAAUCCAAAUCCUUCAAUCCCAACUAUUAUCAAUCACAUCUGAAAAAGAUUCAAUAAACAAAGCCAAAUCUCUACUAGAAACUGAGCUCCUUCAAAGGGUCUCAGAAAUCAGCAGAUUAAAAAAACAGAUUUCAGAAGAACAAAACAACGCCAAAAGUACUGGAGAAAGCAACAUAGCCCUCUUACAAAGAAUAGAACAGCUGAGAUCCGAACUAGAAAAAUACAGACCUUCUGAAUUAGACACACAAAGGGCUAUAAAAUCAUUGCAAGAAAGAGAAAGGCAGCUCGGAAAAGGACUAGAAAGAAUGGAGCACGCUUUACACUCGAUGGAAACCAAUUUAAGCUGCCAUUCUUGCUUUAAUUUAUUGGAAGAUGCAUUAAUGUGCCUCCCAUGUGGACACGUAAGCUGUGGAAAAUGCAAGCCGCCAAAUGAGGAAGAUUGUCCUCAAUGCCAAGGAAUAAUCAAUAGGACUAUUUCUGUGCCUUCAUUUAGCGAAAUUGCAGGGAAACUCAUAUAUGAAAAACAAGCAUUGGAAGAUAUGAAAAAUUUAUUAUCUGUAAGCUAA
Blepharisma stoltei is the source of this 2769-nucleotide messenger RNA. Lineage: Eukaryota; Ciliophora; Heterotrichea; Heterotrichida; Blepharismidae. The record is from the annotation of a GenBank genome assembly.